AUGAAAAAGAUUUUUGAUGAUGGUGCCAAAUCUCCGUUGAGUGUAGUCAUAGUGGAUAAUAUUGAAGGUUUAAUUGAAUAUAAUCCAGUUGGUCCAAGAUUUUCUAACUUUAUGGUUCAAGCGAUUCGUGAUUUAGUGUCUCAACCACUUAAAGCGGGUCGUCGUAUGCUUGUAUUGGCUACAACUAGUUGUCGUGAAGCUUUAACAGAUCAAAAUCUUACUCAAGCUUUUUCAUGGCAUGUUCAUAUUGGUAUGUUAUCACGACCAAAGCAUAUUAUUGCUGCUUUGGAAGAAGAUGCACGUUUUACAGUGAAAGAGCAACAACUAAUUGAAAAGUCUCUAUCCAAUCGUCGUUUAUGUAUUGGAAUCAAACAUUUACUUGAUCUGAUUGAUUUGGUAUCGAAGAAUGAUGCAGAUCAUCGAGUUGCAGCAUUUCUUGCCAAAUUAGAAGAAGUUGGCAUUGUAGAUGAAUGA
Molecule: messenger RNA, 474 nt
Organism: Heterobilharzia americana
Lineage: Eukaryota; Metazoa; Platyhelminthes; Trematoda; Strigeidida; Schistosomatidae
Source: the annotation of a GenBank genome assembly